Molecule: messenger RNA, 9781 nt
Organism: Brassica rapa (field mustard)
Lineage: Eukaryota; Viridiplantae; Streptophyta; Magnoliopsida; Brassicales; Brassicaceae
Product: probable delta-aminolevulinic acid dehydratase 2, chloroplastic
Biological process (GO): heme biosynthetic process
Cellular component (GO): cytosol
Molecular function (GO): zinc ion binding; porphobilinogen synthase activity
Source: RefSeq, a predicted model, not a curated record
AAGAAGCGGACGUCGUUUGUGGGCUUCCAGGCCAUGAAGAAUCAGUAACGCUUACUGGGAAGGAACCUCCUGCCUAAAGUUUAAACGAAAAAUUUUCUAGAUAAAUAAUUUUUUUAUGAUAUCUAAGAGAUAUACACAAAAAAUUAUAAUGCUUAGAAGUACGGCGACUGAGACUAAGACAUUCGACCUACUUUUAAUACAAUUAUGCGGAUACAAGUGUGGUUCAUAACUCUAAUACGUUAUAUUUCUUUUAUAUUUCUUGUCCUCGUAAUAACACAAAACAGUGACCGAAUGAAACAAAUAUUUGCCUCAUCUCUAAGACAACAAAGUCUAACGAAAUGGCGCAGUUUAGCCUCAUCAGUUUGUGUUAACGUCAGUUACAAGAUAAUCUCUAAGGUCUUAUGCCAAAGAUUAAAAAAAGUGUCACAAGGUCUGAUAUCGAAAACCCAGUCAGCCUUUGUUGUUUGGAAGACAUAUUUCAGACAAUAUCAUGAUUGCUCAAGAAAUAUUUCAUGCUCUUAGAACCAAGCCAAGUGGAUGCAGUAAAAGAAUGGCCAUUAAGACGGACAUGAGCAAAGCAUAUGAUAGGAUGGAAUGGUCGUUUAUUGAAGCUGUCAUGCGCAAGAUGGGCUUUUCAAAAAUCUGGAUUACCUGGAUAAUGAGAUGUAUCACGUAAGUACAAUAUAAAGUACUCAUGAAUGGGCAGCCAAGAGGAAAUAUUAUUCCAGGUAAAGGUCUACGUUAAGGAGAUCCUUUGUCUCCUUUCAUUUUUAUUCUAUUCACGGAAACGUUCGUUUGUCUUCUCAAUCAUGCAAAGAACCAAGGGAAGAUAACGGGGAUGCGUGUCACACGAACGUGUCCAUCGGUAUCCCACCUUCUCUUUGCUGAUGAUAGCCUUUUCUUAUGUAAGGCGGAGCCCCGUGAAUGUGAAAAAGUAAUGAAAGUAGUCAGGGAAUAUGGUAAAGCAUCAGGCCAAUGCAUUAACUUUGAUAAAUCCUCCUUACUCUUUGGUAAGCGGAUUAAUGCAAUUACUAGACAAGAAAUUAAAGAUGCACUUGGAUGGGGACUCAUUUGGGUAUCCCAGAAGAUAUCACUGGCUCAAAAUGCAAAUUGUUUCCUUUCCUCAAGGAUAAGCUGAUGCAUAGAGUGAAUGGAUGGACAGGUAGAUGGCUCUCGAAAGGAGGAAAUGAAAUGUUGAUCAAAUCCAUUCUAAUUGCUCUCCCGACAUAUGUUAUGUCCACUUUUCUGCUCCCAUUGGAGAUAUGUGAAAAUGUUGCCAGCGCCAUUGCAUAAUUUUCGUGGAGUUCGAAUCCACCAAAAAGAGGAAUUCACUGGGCAAAAUGGGAAAAAGUUUGUUUACCAAGAGAGGAGGGUGAGAUUGGAUUUCGUAUGAUCUAUGAGUUCAAUCUGGCAUUAUUGGCAAAACAAUUUUGGAGGCUAGUACAAUAUCCAGGUUCGCUGGUUGCCUGAGUCUUGAGGGGAAGAUACUAUAGAUUGUGCUCGCCCUUGAGAGUAAACAUUGUAAGCAGUCCAUCCUACGUGUGGACUAGCAUCUCUGCUGCAAGGAAGCUUUUGUUACUGGGGAUAAGACAGAAGAUAAAUUCUGGUUAUGAAAACAAAGUGUGAGAGGAUCCAUGACACCUGUUAGGUCAGCUACACCUGUAGCACCAAUUAUGCAUCCAAAUAUGAGUGUCAGUGAUCUCAUUAAUCAGGAAUCGAAGGAAUGGGAUGUUGAGUUGCUGGAAUAUUAUGUCAAUCCUGCUGAUAUACCCUUUAUAAGGAGUUUGGCCAUAAGCACAACUCAUCGACGAGACACAUUCUGCUGGAGCUACACAAGGAAUGGCCAAUACACGGUUAAAUCUAGAUAUUGGGUGGCUCAGAAUCUAUUAAAGACAGAGGAAGAAAAAGAAGUGUUGGAGCCAAGUAUCACGAAGCUCCAAGCCUUUGUUUGGAAGUUAAAGGCGCCUAAGAAAAUAUGUCAUCUUAUAUGGCAAUUGUUAAUCGGUCAUGUGGCAGUAACGAGGAACUUAGUAAGGUGUAAUAUGAGGUGUGAUGACUAUUGCCCAAGGUGUGGUGACCAAGAGGAAUAUGUAACUCAUGCCAUUUUUGAAUACCCGCCAGCUAUACAAGUUUGGUCACUAUCAUCAACUCCAACAAGUCCUGAUGUUUUUUCAGUACCAAGCGUCUACACAAAUAUUUUUUACCUGUUAUGGAGGAAGAACAAAUUAAUCGAACCAGAACAAGACAGGGACCCUUAUCCCUGGAUAAUCUGGUAUAUUUGAAAGGCUCAAAAUGAUAAACUCUUUAGGGGGAUAUACAGAGACCCUUUGGAGCUUGUGUGGUAUGCUGAAAGUGAAUGUCAGGCAUGAUUCAAUGCGAAUGAGAUGGUACCACCAAUCGUACAAGAAAACAAUAGGGAGGAACCGCAAGCCAGAAGCGUGGGUAACAUUUGCUUGCUAGAUGGAUGUUGGACAUCAUCUGCUCAAUUCAGUGGAUGUGGAUGGGUCUAGAUGGACAGUGGUGGGAACAUUCAACUUAUGGGGACACGGAAUUUUCCUCGAUGGGAAUCAGCUUGGCAUUCGGAAAUAGAAGCAAUGCGAUGGGCGAUGGAGAAUAUGCUUCAACAUUCGUCAUGCCAGAGCUUCGGGACACUCUGCAAGGAGCUGAUUGCAAUGAUUAAUGAACCUUAUGCAUGUCCAAGCUUUGCAACGAAAUUGGAGAGGACAUAGAUGCUACAUAUAUGCUUCACGGAUUUCAAUAUCUCUUAUGUUCCACGAGCGCAUAAUCAAAUUUCACACUUUUUAGGUAAAACAGCUAGAUCCUUCCAUAGGAAGUUACAUUUUAUUGGUUGUUCUGUUCCGGUCUGGCUACCCAGACCACCUCAAGUUUGAGUAAUAGAAUAGCCGUUCGAUGAAAAAAAAACACAAAACAGUUUUCUUUUAUAUUUCUUGUCCUUCACAAAACAAUUUUAUUUUACCCAACAUAUUGUAUUCUUAUUAAUUUUAAAUUACAAUUUUUAAAAUUUGUAUAGAAAAAUAUUCAAAUUCUUGAAAAUUUCUUAUUUUUAUUUCCUCUUUGGUUCAGUUUCACGAUAUUUUAAUUAAGAUAGUCAGUAAUUAUCAAAAUAAUUAACGAGAAAAUUGCCAAAAAUGACUCAAAAAUUGAUUUUGAAUACAAAAGUAUACCACAAAUUCAAUCAAAUGCAAAAUUAACUCCAAAAGGCUAGUAAAAUUACAGCAACCUCAUUAUGACCAAACAAAAAAUAUGUUUGAGUUUUACCAUUAUAACCCUCCGCGUGAGAAGACUUAUAAAGAAGUCUUCUUAGAGAAGACUUCUUUGCCAGUCUUCUCGUUCAGUAAAUCUUUAAAAUAAUUUAAAAUUUUUAUAAAAUAUAUUUGAUGGGAAAAAAUUGAAAUCAUGUAAUAAUAAACAUUUCUAAAUGAUGUAAAUUUAGUUUUACUAAAAUUGAAUUAUUUUCGACAUAGAUGAGUGAAAGUAGAUUAACUCAGAUAGUCCUUGGUUUAGGGUUUGGUAACAUAUGUUAUAAUAUUGUUAGUAUAUUAAGGGUUAAAAUUUUGAAAUCUUAUCUUUUGUACUUUUUAAAAAAAAGAUUGACAUAUAUGUGUUUAGUGACUAUAGAAUAACUUGAUUUAAACACUUUCUAAGUAUCUUAAAAGUUUAAGGAAGUGUUUUUUUAGUUAUUUGAUUAUAGGGUCUUGAACUCACAAAAGAAUUCUUGGGACUUUCCAAAAAAUCUUCUGACAAAUUCCACCUAAAUUUUAGUAGAAUUUAGGGUUUCGCCUAAAUUUUAGAAGAAUUUAGGUUUCUCACCUAAAUCGAAGUCUUCCAGAAGUCUUCUAGGGAAAGUCCUCUCAUGUAUCAGAUCUUAAAAGUAAUUACUAAAUUUUAUAAAAAAAUAUUUUGAAAGCAAAAAAAUUAAAAUCAUGUAUUAAUAAACAUUUCUAAAUGAUGGAAAUUUAGGUUUACUAAAAUUGAAUUAUUUUUAACAUAGAUGAGUGAAUAUAGAUUGAGUCUUGAUAGCCUUCGGUUUAGGGUUUGGUAACAUAUGUUAUAGUAUUGUUAAAUUUUUAGGGUUAUAUUUUGAAAUCUUAUCUUUUUUUUAGUUUGACAUAUAUGUGUUUAAUGACUAUCUAAUUACUUGAUUAAAACACUUCAUAAGUUUCUUUUAACUUUAAGGAAGUGUUUUUGCUUAGUUAUUUGAUUAUAGGGUCUGGAAGACUCCAAUAAGACUUUGGUUUAGGGUUUAUUAACAUAUGUUAUAGUAUUGUUUGUAUUUAGGGUUAAAUUUUAGAAUCUUAACUUUAAAAGAAAAAAAUUGACCUACAUGUGUUUAGUUUUGUGUAUGUUAAAUAUUUUAUAAGUUGAUUUUAAGUUUAAUUAAUUUUUUUUUGCUAUUUAGUUAGUUAUUUGAUUAGGUUAUAGUUUAGAAAACUUCUAGAAGACUUCCAAGAACUCUUUUGACAUAUUCCCGUCUAAAUUUUAGUAAAAUUUAGGUUUUCCGCCUAAAACAAAGUCUUAGGUUUCCCGCCUCAAGCAAAGUUUUCUAGAAGUCUUCUCAUGUAUUUUAUUUUAGGGUCUAGAAGUCUUCUGUAUCGAAAAUAUUUAGCCUAAUUGAAUUUGUGUCUUUAUAUAUAAAGAAAAUUUAUACAUUUUCUUUAUUCCUCUCAAUUGGCUGCAACAAAAAUGUAAUGUUUCUCACUCUAUAACUCUCCAACCUCUUUCUAAUCUCUUUGAACAUCAAAACACCAAAUUUUAACUCAAUUUCUCUUAUUUUUCUUUUGUCUUCUCACUAAUAUAUCUCUUUUAUGUACGUUCUUUAUUACAUGGUUUUCAUUUUUCACUACUUCAAAGGUAGAUCUAUAAAUUUUGGAUAUGUAUUAUUGUGUGUUUUAUAUAUUAGAUUCUAAAGUGCUAUAGAUUCAACCUAAUGUGACUGUUUUUUUUAUUAUUAGAGCAUAAAAUUAUAUUUUUGAAGUUUUUCUCUAUUUCGAAGCCUUUUGAAUGUUUUUCGAAUUUGCAGGUUUUUCACAUGUGAGACAGAAUUUGAAAGACUUCCCAGAAGACUCACUGAAGACUUCUUGAAAGACUUUAUGCAAGUCUUCUAAUGCAUUUUAUGAUAGAAGACUUCCCACAAAGUAUUCUAGAAGUCUUCAGAAGUCUUCUGCCCAAAGUGGUACAAAUUUUAGAUAUGUAUUUUGUGUGUUUUAUAUAUUAGAUUCUAAAAAGUUAUAGAUUCAACCUAAUUUUAUUGUUUUGUUUAUUAGUUAAGCAUAAAGAAUUUAUAUUUGAAGUUUUCUCUGUUUUGAAGUUAUUUGAAUGCUUUUGUAUAUGCAGAUCUUUUCAGAUCUGAGUUAGACUUUGGAAAACUUCUCAGAAGACUCUUGGAAAAAUUUCAGAAGACUCUUGAAAGAUUCUCGGAAGACUCUUGGAAGACUUUGCCAGAAUAUUUCCCAUGAAGUCUUUGGGAAGUCUUCCGAAGUCUUAUGCCCAAAGUGGUAACAAAGGAAUGAUGUCAAGUGAAGUCCAAGAUUAUUUAUGUUGAGAAACAAUAUCUAGCUCCAUGUGUAAUAGUUUUGUUUAUGGUCUGCUCUAUGAUUUGUAUGUGUACUAUUUUAGUUGUAAAUUUUUUUGUAAACUUGAAGAGAUGUUAAACAAAAAAAAAAUGUGGUAUAUAUGCUCAUGUUUUUUUCUAAAAGUACUUGACAUUAUUGAAGUUAUUGAUACAACAUUCAAAGAAAGUUUUUUAACAAUUCCACUCAUUCAUAACAAAACACAACAACACAAAAACUUCGUCAAAUUUACUAAAACUAAGAGAGAAGACUUCACAAGAAAACUUAGUCAAAUUCACAAAAGAUCAAACUUGAAUUUUAAGUGAAAAUUGAAAUUUUAAAUCUCAUGUAAGUUAAAAAUGAUAUCUUACGAUCUAAAAAGAUACAUUAAACCACAUGACUUGAUAUUCUUGAAGUUACUUAACACUUUUGAAAGUUAAAAACAUACCUUUAAGUUACUUAACACUCUUGAAAAUCUAAGUCUUCUAGAGAAGACUUCUUAAGAAGUCUUUUUGGAUUAGCUAGAAACAUUAGUAAACAUAAAUAUUUAAAAUCUCAUAAUUAUCACCAAAUAAGUUAUGAAUUUCAUCCAUGAGCCCAAAUAUUAACUAAUACACAUGAAUUAAUAAGAAAAUACUAAAAAUUCAUUUUAAUUGUAGAGAGAAUAAAAAUUUAUUAAACAUUAACGUAAAAUACUUCCGUAGAAGUCUUCAUAAAAAGAAAGAAAGAAAAUAUAAUGACAUUUUCGCAAAUAACUCGAAUUUUUAGAGAGAAUAAAGAAAAAAGGUUUUAAAAAAGUAUAGAUUAUUUUGUGUUUGAUUUGAAAUUUUGGUCAUAUAUAAAAAAAACUCAUAAUUAACCGUGUAGGUCGUGUAUAUAAUCCAGUAAUUAAUAAAACAAUAAACAGUGUGGGUCGUGUAUAUAUAUGUGUGAAUAGAUACAUCACAUGUGGAUAGGUACAUCACAUAUGGAUAGGUACAACACAUGUGGAUAGGUACAUCACAUAGGAAAAUACGAUCACUCCUCUCUCUAAUAAAGCUCGGAUCAAAACGACUAAUCUCAGUUAACACGAUUAAUAUUAAUUGUACUUAUUGUUUUUAAUAUUAUUUUUUUUAUGUCGAUAAAGCCCAGAUUAAAAAGACUAAUAUCAAAAUUCAUAUAAAUUUUUGUCAACUACAAGAUCUGUCCACACCAAAAUAUAUCGUAGAUUACCUAAGAUAAGAUAUAUGCUUAGAACAUGAUUAGUGGAAGUUCUUAUGGUGAGGUUUUUAGCUGAAUAUAAAAAAUUGUCACUUAAUUUUUAACUAAAAAAAAGUUAAGAACCGGCUUUUAAAUAUCUAAGUCAAAUUCACAAUGAACUUUGAAUAGGAUUAUUUUACUUUUGUCAUGUUACAUGUAUAUUAGCUGCACGUUAGUAUCAUUGAUAUUCGCGGCCUAAAAUAAAAUAAUAUAACCUCAAAGAUUUCUUUUUUUUUUCUUUUUUGAACUAAUUUUUAACCUCAAAGAUUUCACUCUUCAGAGCAAACCAAAAAAAGACUAUAAAUCAGACGUAUUACUCCCCGAGUAUUACAUCUUGCUUCAUACAAGAGUUUAUUUUUUCACAUUUUUCAGCAUAUAUACAUGACGUCGUCUAUGUUUAGAUCUCCUUGCAAAAUUCCGACAAUGAAAGCGUUUGAACAGAAGAGCUACUUGAGCCUGAACGCAGCAUCGUAUAACGUGAGAAUCAAUCCUUUCCGACGAACAGAAGUUUCUUGUCAACUGCAAGAGAUCGACUCCUCCAUGAAAUGGCCCGUAAUUGCUCACGAGGAGGUUCUGGUAAAGAGUAAACCAGCCGAGCCUGUGAUUCAUCAGCCUCUUCACCUAAGCAGACGUGCACGUCGUAACCGAAAGUCCCCUACUCAGAGAGCUGCCUUUCAAGAAACUAAUAUCUCUCCUGAUAAUUUCAUAUACCCGGUCUUCAUUCAUCAAGGUGAGGUAGACAUUCCGAUAAAAACGAUGCCCGGACGUUACAUGCUUGGCUGGAGACACGGCCUCAUUGAAGAAGUUGCAAAGGCAAGAGAUGUUGGUGUGAAUAGCAUAAUGUUGUAUCCAAAAGUUCCUGAUACGUUAAAGUCUCCAAUAGGAGAAGAGGCUUUCAACGACAAUGGUCUAGUGCAACGAGCAGUUGGUCUUCUUAAAGCUAGAUUCCCUGAUCUCGUUAUUUACACUGAUGUCAAUUUUGACGAGUACUCUUCUAGUGGCCAUGGUGGGAUCAUAGGAGAAGAUGGUGUGAUAUUGAACGAUGAAACGAUUCACCAACUGCGCAAACAAGCAGUUUCUCAGGCUCGAGCUGGAGCAGAUGUUGUUUGUACCAGUGAGAUGUUAGAUGGUCGUGUUGGUGCGGUUCGUGCAGCUCUGGACGCUAAGGGUUUUCACCAUGUUUCCAUCAUGUCUUACUCUGUCAAGUAUACAAGUUCAUUGUAUGGCCGUUUUCGCAAAGUGCAAUUGGACAAGAAAACUUAUCAGAUAAACCCAGCAAAUUCAAGAGAGGCAUUGGUGGAAGCACGGGAAGAUGAAGCUGAAGGAGCAGAUAUCCUAAUGGUGAAGCCAGCGCUUCCUUCUCUCGAUAUCAUACGUUUAUUGAAGGAUCAAACUCUGUUACCCAUUGGAGCUUGCCAGGUUUCUGGUGAGUACUCAAUGAUAAAAGCCGCAGGACUUCUAAAAAUGAUCGAUGAGGAAAAAGUUAUGAUGGAGUCAUUGAUCUGCUUACGCCGAGCUGGUGCCGAUCUCAUUCUUACUUACUUCGCCCUUCAAGCUGCUACAAUACUAUGCCACGAAAAUAAAAGAAAUUAUUUCAACUAGUCGUCGAUUAUUUCCGUUCGUUUUGUGUUUAUUACAUAUAUAUAUACAUCCACAACCAGAAUUAAUUGUACAACUUGAAAAACUUUUUUAAGAAUAAAAAUGUACUUUUUACACAUACGCAAACUCAGAAAAUUUUUUUUUUUUUUUUUUGAAAUUGACUAGACUUCUUUCAUAUCUACUACUUCCACUCAUGGAAAAUUAUCUUGUAUUAUUAAUAUUCUCAUGUAUCUUUACAACAUAUUCCGUAAGGACACAGCAAUAUCCCAAUUCGAGCGAACAAUAUGUUUUUCAUCGUUACGUAAAGCUGGCUACGCAGAGGCGGGCCUACCGGCUCCGUAUGCAUGCUUGAGAGUCACUUUGACAUUUUUUAAAUAAGAGUCACUUUGACAUUUUUGAUUCAUAUUAAUAACUUGGCAGAAAUAUAUGUAAGUUGUUAUUAGUUAUAUAUAUUUCACCAAUAGUAUUUGAGAUAAAUAAAUUAUUUAUAAAAUCAAUGCAUUUUUCAAUUAAUUUUCAACUAAAAAUAAGUAUAAUUUGCAUUAGAAUUGUAAAUGACAUUUUUUGUAACAAUAGAAAAAUGUUAAAAUGACACUUAUUAUGAAACAGAGAAAAUAUUUUGGCAUCUUUUCAUAUAUUUUAAAUGCAGUUUCUUCCCCCCUAAACCCUUAAUUUAUCGACUAUUUAACCGUUGAAAUUAUCACCAUUUGACGUUACUUGUGAUUCGUUUACCUCACUUGCAAGCUAAGAAUUAAAUAUGGAAGCGUGGAAUUUACCAAGAUUGAAUCUUAGAUCAAUCCUUAAACUGCUACAAACUCUUAUGUAUGUGGUGGAAAAAAAAGAAAUUAAUAUCUCACUCAGGCCAAGAAAAAUAUUGAUCCAAAAACUUUGUAAUCUUACUCGUCUGUGUAUGCUUUCGAAUUCCGCAUUUUUCUUCUUGGGUUUUGAGAAUUGUCAACCUUGCAGUUAUCUUCAGUUGACGUUACUGUUCUUUGUUUCACUUGCAAGCUAGGAAUCAAAUAUGAUCUGUUGUAAGUAUCACAAAUCUUAAUUAAUCGUGGUGAGUUUAACCUACCAACUUCGUAGCAUAUACACAUUCCAAUAAAUCCCGUAUAAAAUACCGAAAAAGUUGACCGAAAUAACACUAUUUAGAUAUAAAAUUCACUACAUUUUGGACGAGUCUUUUUUUUUUUGACUAAGGGCAGAUUUUGGACGAGUCUUCUUAUGCAAUACACUACAUUUUGGACGAGUCUUCUUAUGCAAUAUAUGCGGUCUAUACGUUUAAAAUAAAAAGGAAAAAAAGUUCAUAAACACUGUCGACGCAAUGAUGGAUAAUAAUUUUAUGCAACAAACACCUAAAACAAAAUCACCCA